AACAUAGACUAAAAGUAUAUUAUAGGUUUAAAUGCAGUGCAGACGGAAACAUGGUAUUUAAAUAGAGAAGGGUAGAGAGGCAACUCCGUUAUCCACCGAGUUUCAAUAGCCACUAAUCCUUGGAGAUUUUUCGAUUUUAAGAGGAAAGAUUAUGUGAAAUUCAAGAACUUAAUCAAGAGUGAUCUAGACUCCAAUUUCGAAGAGAAUUAGACAAUAAUUACUAUAUGACUACUUUAAUUUUACGAAUACUAGCAAAAGAUAUUAAGUUGACGAACUAAUCACCUCUCUUAAAGAAUCGUUCUUACAAGGUUAUAAGAUCCUAAAUCCAAGCAGUCACAUACAAAGGCGCAAGAAAGAAUCUCGGUGAAUUUUUUUAAAUAUUAUGUUUCUCCCUCUUUAUAUGUACAUAAAGUCAUUAAAUAAGGAAAGAAUUAAUACAUAAUAUUAGUUGAUUUAAAAGUUUUAAUUAAGGUAAAAAUUAAUUUACACUUCCAAUAGAUUUCAAAGUCUAAAUCCGGAAAAUUAACCUUUAAAUAUCAAAAAUAGUGAGACUAACAACAAAAACAACAAUCGACAGUUGAAAGAGCUCAAAAUCAAAUUUCAUCAAAUUCAAUUCAAGAUUCGAACAUGACAAUCCCUAUUCUUCCAGUAGAACUCAUUAGUGAAAUCCUGUCGAGGCUUCCGGCGAAAUCUGUCUUGCAGUUCAAGUCUGUUUUGAAAUCUUGGCUUGCUUUUAUCUCGAGUCCUGAAUUUGCUAAGGCCCAUCUUAGAUUUUCUGUUAAGAACACAGAAGAUAUCCGACAUCUCCUUAUUUUGGGUCGUAAAAGAAAUAGCUGGAUUUUUAAAGAAUGUCUGCUUAGCUCUUUCUUUUAUGACUCUAUUACUAAGGCUUUCGACUUGGAAUGUCCCAUUGGAAUCGUCAGGACAGAUACGAGGCUCGCGGGUUCUUGCAAUGGAUUGAUUUUGCUCGCACAUUAUUCAAAUUCACAAUAUUCGAUUCUAUGGAAUCCAACAACUGGCAAGCGUAAGACUUUGCCUGAUUAUAGACCUAGAUGGAAAAGUUAUGCCAGUUAUGGUUUUGGAUAUGAUGAGCUUCACGAUGAUCAUAAGGUUUGUUUGCGAAUGGGAAGCUUCAUUGGGAUGCUAGUGGUCUGUGUGUUUGUCUUUUGAUUUAGCUAAUGAGAAAUGGGAAAAGUUGGAGAAGCCAUCGUACGGAGUUGGAGAGACUGAUUUGUGUCUGGGAACGUUGGGAAGUGAUUUUUGUGUCGUUAGUAAUUAUAAGGAAACUCAUUUUAGU
This is a messenger RNA of Capsicum annuum, 1297 nucleotides long. RefSeq names its product F-box/kelch-repeat protein At3g06240-like. NCBI's taxonomy places the organism in Eukaryota, Viridiplantae, Streptophyta, Magnoliopsida, Solanales, Solanaceae. Gene Ontology annotation, molecular function: protein binding. The record is from RefSeq and is a predicted model, not a curated record. The coding region runs from base 628 to 1170 and encodes 180 amino acids. The transcript has 2 exons.